GCUGUUCUUCGUUACAUGUGCAGCGAUAACUGGAAAUAACCUCGUAUCACAUGCGAGAAGCGCGAGUCAAUGCAUUCGUUCGGUAUUAUGCGGUUGCCGGGUUAUAACUAUUUAUAAAACCAGCUCAACUGUGUAUGCCCUUUGAAAUGCUAGAGCAAACAUUAUUCACGACUAAUCGGACAUGUUUCACCAUUGCGUUUUCCGAAACUGAUCGCGAUUUUAGAAACGUCUUCUCUUCAAUGGAGCAGUUCCUUUUGUGAGGAUUUAAAUUGCCAAAAUACAUCAUAAAUUAUGGCUCUUCUUGGAGCACAAUUGGUCAUCACCCUUAUAAUGGUCAGCACCAUUCAAAAAUUAAGUCCACAUUUUUCCUUUGCAAGAUGGAUCUUAUGUUCCACUGGACUGACACGAUAUCUGUAUCCGACAGAUCAACAACUUAGAGCUUUAGCUGGUGUACCCAAAGAGAAACCAAAGAAAGGAAAGCACAGCGAGAAUGGCAAAGUGGGAGAUGUAUUUCAUAUCCCUAGAAAUCUAGAUAUCAAGCUUGAAAGUGCAAAAGUAACAAAGUAUGAUAUAGUACACUUGAAAUAUUAUACAGAAUAUCAAUGGCUAUUGGAUUUUUCUAUAUAUGCUACUAUUGUUUAUAUAUUGACAGAGGUGUACAACUAUUUUUACCCAAUUAAAGAUGAGAUCAAUCUCAGCAUACUAUGGUGUUCAUUGGUUCUGGGCUUUGCAUUUAAAGUACUGCUUUCCCUUUGGGUACAAUAUUUCAAGGGUGAAGAAAGUGUAGGUGAAAGGUCAACGUGUAUUGUUACCGGAUUUGGAUAUCUCCUCAUUGCUAUGAUGGUUUUUAUAAUCGAUGAAGAUAAAUUGGAAAUUGGAUUGGAGAAGGCAUAUACGAGUUUCAAUCAUAGUGCGUCUUUGUUUUUAGAUAAUCAAGGACUUUCGUCGACGGGGCCAGCUUCGAAAAUUGUUGUAAAAUUUUUCCUUGCUAUAUGGUGUGGCCUGCUGGGAUCUUUAUUUACUUUUCCAGGAUUAAGGGUAUCAAAAAUGCAUUGGGACACUUUGAAGUAUCAUAAAGAUAGCAAAUUGUUGUUACUGAUAGCAAAUAUCAGUUAUGCCUCACCUUUUCUAUUAGUGAGCUUAUGGAUUACUCCGAUAAGCAGGGAUUACUUAACUGUUCGGAUAUUUAGUGGCAUGACUGGCCCACUUAUGACAGCUGCAACAUUUGAAAGUAUGAGAUUGGUUGCUGUUGUAGUCACUGUUUUAUUGAAGAUUAUACUCAUGCCAAUAUAUUUGCAGUCUCAUUUAAAUCUAGCUAUCCAAAGAUUAGAAAUUCAGAAAAAGGAAGCUGGCAGAAUAACCAAUGUCGAUUUGCAAAAAAAGAUUGCGGCUGUUUAUUACUAUCUUUGUGUGGUAGCGCUACAAUUUGUUGUUCCCAUAAUUAUAUGUUUAUUUUUUACAUUUUUGUAUAAAACACUCGGUGGGUUUACCUGGGAAGGCAUCUUGAAAGGAACACUAGAGGAAGAAUGUCCGGCGGACGAAUUACCGAAGUUCGUAUCGCCUACAAUUAAUAAUGAUAAUAUCGAUAAGACUGUCGUACAAACUGCUGAAGAACUUCAACUUGCAUUAAGUUCAUUAAAGCAGAUAUUUACAACAGAUGUUUACAGAGGCGUUCUAGGAUUAGCGACAUGGUGGAGUUGUUUCGCGUUAUUUGCUACUACCGCUAUGGGCAUGUUUUAUCAAUCGUAUUUCUCGAACAUAUGAAAGGGUUGGUUGGAAAAACAUUUAAACGCGUCACAUCGCACAAAUUCUCAUUAAAUCAUAACUCAAUCAUUUGUUAUUAGACAUAGCAUUACCCAUCGAGAUACGUAUUUUCAGAUUAUCUAUUUUAACGUAUGCCUAUCGCUAAACGAUUAAAAUGUCAACUUUCAAUAAUGUGAAAUUUUGUAAUGCACAUAGCAAUAUGAAUGAUAGCGCAAUUGUAUUAUAAAUAAAGACAUCCUGGAACUUGAAGCAGAAUGUCUCUAAUAUCGACAUUGUAGUUAAUAUAACAUUUUAAUGCAUUUUUACAAUAUAAAAAUGAAAAAGAAGUUUAAGUUA
This is a messenger RNA of Odontomachus brunneus, 2100 nucleotides long. RefSeq names its product transmembrane protein 161B (gene emei). Lineage: Eukaryota; Metazoa; Arthropoda; Insecta; Hymenoptera; Formicidae. Bases 292 to 1764 code for a protein of 490 amino acids. The record is from RefSeq and is a predicted model, not a curated record. The transcript has 11 exons.